AUGUCCGCUGCUCGCCGCUUCUCUUCCAGAGCAUCGACACUACUACAUAGUUCAAGUCAAAGCAGUCACCGACCCUCCGUCUUUACUACCAACAGAUCUGUCUCUUCAGCAGGCGAGAAACCGGACAAGAGAACAGGCCGGAAUGUCACUGUCACCGAUGCUACCACUACCGACAAUGCCUCAUGGGACCUUGAAGAUCUAGACGGUAUAGCUACUCAAGUCAUACAAACCCGUCGUUUCAACCGUGCCCCCCUCAAACCUCGCCCCUCAUCAGCUCAUGCUCCCAAGGACUUACCUACCAAUCAAUCAUCAUCUCGCUCCCGUUUCCCCGGUUUGAACAUGUCCAUCGAACCAGGAUUACAAAACAUACUGAAAAAAGCACAACCCUUACCCAUACUGCCUCCUAACAGUUUACAACCCCCCGUGGUUACGUCAAUACAACCUACUCCUCCGCAUCGAGACAAACGACCUUGGACUCCAUCCCCACCUUCACACAAGAGUCGACCUCUUCAUCCUCCGACCGACCCGUACAUCCUUUCAGAGCGUUUGAAAACUCACAUUAAGAGAUCUUUUCCCAAACCCACUCAGGCGGAUUUUGACGUGGCUAUGAGUAUGGUCUAUAAUGCUCCUCCCCAAAUGGCCACCGCUCCUGUGUGGGGAGCGCUUCUCACUUUUUUGGGCCGGGAAGGACGGUUGGAUACCAUGUGGAGAACUUUCAACGAUAUGAAGAAACGUGGAAUACGACCAACCCCAUACACUUUCACCAUUCUACUCAAUGCCUACGCACAUGUCCCCAACUCAUACCUCCCUCGUUCGUCGCGAACACAAUCGGCCAUGCUUACACCACGCACACGGGAUCGCGUGCAACUGAUUUACGACCAAUACCAGCAAUAUCUAAAACGAUCACUAGCAGCUGCGUCUGAGCCGAGUGAAACAGCAAAAGCGACAUCUUCCAAGUCACGGUCGGUGGGAGGAGACGAUUCGAAACAGAUUCCCAGACAAAUAGACAUUGCACCGACCAAUGCUUAUCUCAAAUUUCUCGCGCGAUAUGAUCUCUUGGAAGAAAUGCAACAGACGUUCCUACAGAUGCCGACGGAAGGACCACUGGCACCUGAUGCUUUAACCUACAUGAUCAUGCUCCGUCCGCUCAAUUUUGUCAAGAAGUCUCCCGAUUUGGAAGAUUCAUCCCACACUCCUCCUCUGAACGUUAUCGGUGAAAAAGUACGACCUUUGAUCGACCAAGCUCUCCGCCAAGCUGCUCGAAUGGCACCCGUCAGCCUGAUCGAUUCCACUUUGGCUCAGAAGAUCAUUCUCGACCUUUCCACAGGUCGACGAGCUGAUCAACAACUCUCCGUUAAACUUAUCGAAAUCUUAUACGACUUUGAUCAUCAUCCUCAGUCGUUCCCCAUGGUUUGGAUCGCAUACAAAAAUUACCCAUCACUUCAGAGGACGCGAUGGUCAUCAUGCAAGCGCUUUCCACAGUGUCCAACUCUUCCGCCUCUCAAGUCGCUCGACUUUCCUCCAAUCAUCUCAUAUCGGAUCCCUUUCCGAUGA
Molecule: messenger RNA, 1554 nt
Organism: Tremella mesenterica DSM 1558
Lineage: Eukaryota; Fungi; Basidiomycota; Tremellomycetes; Tremellales; Tremellaceae
Exons: 3
Coding region: 1-1554 (517 amino acids)
Molecular function (GO): protein binding
Source: RefSeq, a predicted model, not a curated record